Daphnia magna is the source of this 1553-nucleotide messenger RNA. RefSeq lists its product as uncharacterized. Lineage: Eukaryota; Metazoa; Arthropoda; Branchiopoda; Diplostraca; Daphniidae. The record is from RefSeq and is a predicted model, not a curated record. The transcript has 7 exons. Bases 793 to 1533 code for a protein of 246 amino acids.
GAUGUCUUGUCUCGACAUCUGGUGGAAGGCAGGCGAGUUGCUAACCGGCAGUUUUGGCAGACGGUCAUUCUGCGGAACAUUCUGCGGGAAGCACACAUCAUUCUGCGGUCAUUCUGUGGACAGAUCAUUUGUUUUGUUUUGUGUGUCGUUCACACAGUCACAGUUUCACACACUCAAUGUCAGUAUUACUCUUAAAUUUACGUUCAUUAUUUUUCAUGUAUCUAAUUCAGGACUGAGUUUUCCUGACUUUUGUACUGGAUAUAAUGUUUUCACAGAGCAACCGGCUUUGCCUGCUUUAUUACGUGGGGCUAAUGAAGAGCAAGCAGCAACCAACUGUAGAAAAAUACCUAUUGAUCUUGAACAGCUGAAAGAUUAUCUUGCCAGUGAUUUCAAAAAUCGGGGGAUUUCUGUUUUGAUGCAGAUCAGUGAACCAACACUCUUAAACGUAGAAUCAAGAGCAUGGUUUAUCAAAAGAGAAAGCUACUCCAACAUUUCUGAUAAUGAUCUUGAUAUUGUGAUUGCCAACGUGCUCAAAAGGUUUCCCAAGUUUGGUCUACAGUUGUUGCAAGGCAAACUUGUUGCAAAUGGGUACAAAUUGCAAGAGAAGCGUUUGCAAGCUUCCUAUGCUAGAAUUGGGCUGAAGAAAGCUUAACCUGGCUUGAAACAGAUUCCUCGUGUGGUUUAUCACGCAGAUUCCCCUUUACAAAUGUGGCACAUGGAUGGAUUCCACAAUUUGAUGGAUGGGGAUUUGUUCAUGGAAUUGUUGAUGGACAUAGUAAGGCGAUAGUGGGAAUGCAAGUUAGUGACAAUAACCGUUUGACUGUUGUCAAACUGUUGCAUUCCAGCUGCAUCAUUUGGGGAACUACAGCUUGUUUAAGAACUGAUCGGGGAGGAGAAAAUGUAUUAGCAACUGAUUACAUGUUAAAUGUGCGGGGUGUAAAUAGAUUCAGUUUUUUCGCUGGCUCUUCCAUGCGGAAUCAAAGAAUUGAACGUCAGUGGAGAGACACGAAUCAACGUGGUGUUCGACCGUUACUGAACACGUUUAAAGACAUGGAGAAUGCAGGGGUUAUCCAAAGUGACUCCGAACUAGAUCUUUUCAUUUUACAUCAGGUGGCAACUAAUCUAUUCCAGAGGACUCUAGAAACAUACGUAGACUCUUGGAACAACCAUCCUGUACGGACGGAAGGGAAAAAAACUCCAAAUCAGCUAUAUAUUUCCGGCUUGGUACUACUUAAGCAACUUCAGGAAGAAGGACAAUUUCUCCGACCACGGGUCGAACUUCUCCAGGAUGAUGUUCUUCAUCUUCCGGAUAAUUUCAAUGACAUGGAGUAUUUGGAAUCGAUCGUCGGGCAAUUCCGACAAGCACGAGAAGUCCCCAAAUUCACUAAUCCCUUGAACGCUGAAGAAUUCGUCGAACUUCAUCAAAUAGUUAAUCCACAAUCAGUUAAAUUAGACAAUUUAAGUGAGAAAUUUAUCCUUGCCAAAAGAUUUGCAAUUUUCGUAUUAAGUAACAGGAAUGAGAUUGCAUUGUAAAAUAAACGUCAUUACUGCUA